Perca flavescens (yellow perch) is the source of this 2871-nucleotide messenger RNA. It is a transcript of the gene il1rap, whose product is annotated as interleukin 1 receptor accessory protein. The transcript has 13 exons. Gene Ontology annotation, biological process: signal transduction. NCBI's taxonomy places the organism in Eukaryota, Metazoa, Chordata, Actinopteri, Perciformes, Percidae. The record is from RefSeq and is a predicted model, not a curated record. The coding region runs from base 630 to 2462 and encodes 610 amino acids.
GAAUACACAUCAACUUCUAGGCUACUUCCUACAUGCACGUGAACACACAUACAAACAUCCACACACACACACACGCCGCUGCUAUAACUUAUCUUUUCACGUUGCGCAUUUACGCAGAUUUAAAACCAGAACGUGUCGCUGAUACGUCUUUAUUUCUCUGUGUGUGUGUGUGUGUGUGUGAGAAAGUAACUCUCUUCUCUGUUUUAGUUCCUGUCUCCGCUAUAAUUGCAACACUUCGCUGCCUUUCAAAAGUUAAACAUUAGGCUACCACGGGACUUUAUUUCGGGGCUCAUUAAUUAUUCAUACAGACAGAGACACACACACACAGGAUCAAACGGGAAGACUUCCCGGACCACCGGGGACCGUCCCGGUGCGCCGCCGUUACUCCUGGAGAUUUACAGCCGCGGCCGAGCCCUGACGCGGGCCGUUAAUCAUCAGAGCUCCCGGUGCUGCGGUGCUAACCGGAAGACACACGCACAGCAAGACCCGGGGUACCCCAACAGUCCCGUCCGGACCCGCCCCGCGCACAGUUCUGCUACCGCCCGUCCGCCGGGACGCUCAGCUGAAUAUCACCGAAUGAUCCAUCCCGACCUGGCAGACACCGAGCAGACCUUCCAGACCGGCUGUCAAUGGCGUCUUUAAUCUGCACCCUCCUCUUCCUCACCCUCGUGGUGGGCGGGACUACAGCAGCUGUCGGUCAGGCCAGCCAAUCAGAGCCCAGGUGUUACGACUGGGGGGAGUCCAGCGAGCGGGCGGUGUCGGUCCUGGAGGGCGAGGCCGGCUGGCUCUCCUGCCCUCUUUUCUCUCAUCCCUCCGUCUACAACUACACCUCCAUGCAGAGCGCCGGGCACAACCUCGUCUGGUACCGCCUCCCAGAGGGCCACGAACUGGAGCAGCCAAUCACGUACAGCGCACGGCUCACCAGAGAACGAGAGAGGCUGUGGCUGCAGCCGGCCACCGCUGACGACACCGGCCUCUACAUCUGCAUGCUACGGAACAAUUCGUCCUGCAGUAAGAUCGGCAUGCGUCUGAAGGUGCUGCGGCCCAACGAGGUGGUCCGUGGUGCUGACUGCGAGCCUCUGGUUGCCGUGGCGCCCACUCAAGAGGUCAUCCCUCUCCAGGAAGGGAAGAUGCUGCACUGUCCAGACCUGCAGGAAGCCGGAAAGAUGGUUGACAAAAACACAACCGUCACAUGGUACCAUGUAUGGAGAAGCCACUCGGGAAUCAGGUGUACAAAGGCUCCGUUCUGGCACAACGAGCGUGAGCAGAAAGGAUUGAGUCUGGAGUUCCACAACAUGAUUGUACCUUAUCAGGGUUUAUAUUUCUGCACGGUGCACUUACAGAGGAAAGGCCAGACCCUCAACUUCACCCGCAGCAUCAACGUCAGCGCAGUCUAUCCGUCUAGUUUGCCCAAAAUACCCAGCAUCCUAAACCCGUCUGCCCACCAGGUCUUCACUGUCAAACAAGACACGGAGGUGCGUCUGGUGUGCACGGGUCUGUUCCCCUUCCUCGACUCCUGGUGGGAGAUCUGGUGGACGGUCGAUGGGAAGACGCUGGAGAAACUCGCCGACAACCGCUUCACCAACAUCAACAGACAGGUGAAGUACGACUUCGGGGACCGGACGGAGGAGAGUGUGCUGGUGAUCAAGGACUUCCAGCCCGAGGACCUGCACCGGGAGUUUAACUGCUCCGUGAAGAAUGAGAAGGGCUUCGAGACGCGCCGGGCUCAGCUGCAGGAGGAGGUGUCGCUGCCGUCGAUGGAGCUGGGCUGCGGUCUGGGCGUGACUCUGGUCCUGAUGCUGCUCCUCUUCGUUGUUUAUCACGUCUUCUGGCUCGAGCUGCUGCUGCUCUAUCGCUCCUGGUUCGGCACCGACGAGCGGCACACAGAUGAUAAGGAGUACGACGUGUACAUCUCGUAUGCGAGGAGUGGCGAGGAGGAGCAGUUUGUUCUGUCGACGCUGCGCAGCGUUCUGGAGAACGAGCUUGGGUACUCCGUGUGUAUCUUCGACAGAGACAGUCUGCCGGGAGGGACCAUCACAGAUGAGACUCUGAGUUUUGUGGCCCGUAGCCGGCGCCUCCUAGUGGUCGUUAGCCCCGGCUACGCCUCCCAGGGCUCCCAGGCUCUGCUGGAGCUGAAGGUCGGCAUCGACAGCAUGGCGCGGGGCGGGCACCUGCGGGUGAUCCUGGUCCAGUACAAGCCGGUGCGACGGCAGGGAUGGGUGCGGGAGCUGAGGCGGGCCCGCGUGGCCCUGGCUCUGGUUCGCUGGCAGGGGGACAAGUCCCGGGAGCUCACGUCCCGCUUCUGGAAGCGCCUGCGGGUGGAGUUACCCGUGAGGAGGGUUAGCGGUGGGGAGGGGGUGGCUCUGAUGAGGCUGCACAGUCAGAACAGCACAAACUCCCAAACCGGCCUCAUCACCAACACGGUCAAAGACACGCAGAAAGUGUUCAACUCUGCAGCGUAACGUUGUGUUGUAAACAUUCGGGGCUCAGCCCAAACAUAGUGGGGGGGGCCAUCUAUACGCACUGUUUCCCAUGCAGUUUGAUAACAGAAUGCCUUAAAAUCUGUAAAUCAUUUGGGAAAACAUGUGGAGCCUACAUGUUUCUAUUUGUAAGUUACAUAACAUAGGGAGGGUAGGAAUUAGAGCCUGACCGAUAAAGGACUUUUAAGGCCGAUAUCAAUACAAAUAUUUGGUGAUUUAAAAAUCCGAUAUUCCGAUAUAUCGGCCGAUAUAUUUUAAAAGAAAUCCAGAAACGCGUAACAAAACAAACAGAUUUCUCUAUAAUUUGUUACAUCUCACUAAAAUAUGAUAAUGCAGUUUAAAAAUAAACUUUUUAUUGUCACAACAGAACUGAGGAACAUCAAAUUAUAUA